AUGAACGAAACCGCCCUCCUAUGGACGCAGCGGGCCGGAGAAACGGCGGAGGUGGAGGACGAUGAAACGUAUGUGCCGCGAAACCACCUGGCACUGCCGUUGCUUAACGGUAUCCGGACGCCCAAGGAGUCAGCCAGAUCCAAUGAGCUUUAUCCGGUCACCGGGGACAUCCUCCUGCGGAUGACGUACCACCGCUGCAUUCUGACACUGCAAAUUCAAAAAGGGCGAAAUCUGAAACCACCGAAUAAACCCGGCUACACCAAUCCCUAUUGCAGAGCUCAAGUGGUGCCUGAACAAGCGGAACUGAAGUGUCGCACGCGGUGUAUCCAGCACGAUCUUAAUCCGAAAUGGAUGGAAACCUUCCCAUUCUCGGGCAUCGAUCCCCGUGAGAUUCACCACAAAAAAAUCGCGAUCUCAGUAUGGCAUCGAAAUUGGCUGUGGCCGGAUACUCUUCUCGGCGAGGUCAUCGUGGAUCUCGCAGAUCCGGUCAAUCUGGAUGGCGUACGACGCUGGUAUCAGCUGGAGUAG
Messenger RNA from Paramacrobiotus metropolitanus, 528 nucleotides. Its product is annotated as protein piccolo-like. NCBI's taxonomy places the organism in Eukaryota, Metazoa, Tardigrada, Eutardigrada, Parachela, Macrobiotidae. Bases 1 to 528 code for a protein of 175 amino acids. The transcript has 4 exons. The record is from RefSeq and is a predicted model, not a curated record.